Aspergillus neoniger CBS 115656 is the source of this 483-nucleotide messenger RNA. RefSeq lists its product as uncharacterized. The transcript has 5 exons. Bases 1 to 483 code for a protein of 160 amino acids. Lineage: Eukaryota; Fungi; Ascomycota; Eurotiomycetes; Eurotiales; Aspergillaceae. The record is from RefSeq and is a predicted model, not a curated record.
AUGGGGCCGGGAUUUCUCAUUGACGAUUACGCAGAUAGUAGUACGGUGUUGGAUCAGUCAGGUUCGGCCUGCAAGGGGGAAGCGUGGAUGAUGCGCGCCUUCAUUCUUCUUACGAGCAGAAUGUCAGGCGGUCUGAAGGGAACAGCUUUCCUUUUUCCGGGUCCGACCGCCGGACCAGGUGAUCUUAUCAUAUCUGAUGUUCAGUUGCCCGCCUGCGUAGGAUUCAGAAUCCCGUCGAAGCCUUCUUUGCAGCAAGGCCCAGGGGUACAUGCUCACUCGAUCCUCCUCAUUUCCCCCCUUCUAUCCGUCUACGAAACGAAACUCCCGCCCCUUCCCCGUCAAUGGCCCAUCCGAAAGUCCCCUCGGUCUCAUUCGACCAACGACUGGCGUGGGACAAAACAAAACAUUGACAGCUCCGUUCGGACUAUCUGGUGCAGCAAUUCAGCGGGUGCCACACUACCCUUCUGGGCCACGGGCGUUUAG